Cladophialophora bantiana CBS 173.52 is the source of this 399-nucleotide messenger RNA. RefSeq lists its product as uncharacterized. The coding region runs from base 1 to 399 and encodes 132 amino acids. Lineage: Eukaryota; Fungi; Ascomycota; Eurotiomycetes; Chaetothyriales; Herpotrichiellaceae. The transcript has a single exon. The record is from RefSeq and is a predicted model, not a curated record.
AUGGCAUCCUCUCACGUAACUUCGCGCUCACAACUCUCAACCCAACUCACAACUCCUUCCGUGAAGGAACAUCCCCCUUGCGAACCAAUUCCCUCUGAGUCAAUCCUCUCCAGAGAGGGUAUUUCAUGGGUGCUUCAUGUCGACGACAAAUCACCAAAGCCUGAAGCCCUAAAUGAUGUCCAAUGGGAGCAAUGUUCAGUCAUCGUUGUCCGGAUCAAUCCAUUGCCCGAUUCUCCAACCGGAUCCACAAACCCCAUGGUAGACUUCAACCACGCCCCAACCUGCAUGACAAGUCUGGUCAACCGAGUUGGGACCGUUUCUUCUCUCAUGAAAAACAAGCUGCAUGACCAUAUCAAUGCGGGUCAAAAGACGGUUCAAGUCGUUUUCGGGGAAUGUUAG